Caenorhabditis auriculariae is the source of this 9593-nucleotide messenger RNA. The record is from the annotation of a GenBank genome assembly. NCBI's taxonomy places the organism in Eukaryota, Metazoa, Nematoda, Chromadorea, Rhabditida, Rhabditidae.
AUGCAGGGCUCGCGCCGGCGCCUCGACACCCAAGUUCUUAUCAUCGGUUUGAAACCAAUUCAAUUUUUAAUAGUCUUUUUGACGAGUUCGAAACGUUUUAUUGGAGCUUGAAUGUUGCGAAAUGGUGUUCUAGUUUGCCCAGAAUAGGUACAAUGUACAGCCAGAUCAAAGAAUGAGAUGAAUGGAAAAAUGGUGAUAAAAGAUGAUACUGUAGUUCAACCUGGGUCGCAAGAAUUAAUAUUGAAAACUAAAAAUUUUUUUUAAAGAGAUGUGAGAAUAGAGUAAAAUCGGCCUGCGCGAAAAAAAUUGUUGGGUUUUUUUGAAAUGAAGGGUCUUAUCACGUUAAAGCUCUACGUGAAAAACUUUAUUAUUUAUCAAAACUUGUCAAAAAAAUUUCAAAAAAAUCCCUACUUGAAGUAAAAAAAUUUUUUUAUUUCUUUUCAAAACUUCUUGCUGAAAAACUCCGUCGGUUUUAAGUUUCUUCAGGAAUUUUAACAUUUACUGUAACUUUUUUUGAAAAAAAUAAUGAUAACUUUUUGAAUCUGUUCAAAAUUUUACUGAGAAUAUACAUUGGCAAUGUCGGAAGAGUCGAAAAGACUAUAAAAACGUUCCUUUUUUGCUGCCCUUUUGCGCCAUUUCAUCGGCUCUUUUGCACCAUUUUUGCAACCUCUUUUUCCACUAUUCUUUGAGCUUUUAAAAUUCUCUAAAAAAUAAAAGGCCCGAUAAGCGGACACUUCUUGAUGCUUUUCUACGGCCACUUCUCUUUUAACGGCAGUAUCCACCAUUCCGACUUUGCCCGAGUUGUCAAGAGCAAAAAAUGUUUCGUUGUUGCUCGGAAACCGUACUUUUUUAUCCUGUAAUUUCCGAAGCACGUCAAUGAACACGUCAUAAAAUUUAAAAAAACUAUUGCCAAAAAGUAAAAAAAGAAUGAAUGGGAUGUUGCGAACGAGACCAAAUAUUUGCCUGCAGGCAACGGUCCGGCGGGACUCGCGCUCUCCGCGUUUCUCUCCGGCGUCCAGCCGUUCUACAACGUCGACCAGCCCCAUCAGAAUGAGCUGAUCCACGAGCGACUCAGCGCCGAUCCGCAUCUCUCCCUCCUCGAACAGGUACCUUUCUUAUGACUGUUAUGAAUUGAAGCAAAUGUUUGGUAAGUUGCAAAGAUAGUAUACUAACCGCUCAGUGUUAUUUAUUAUAAAUGAUCAGGAUCUGAUCAAAGUGUCGAAGAACUUUUUUGCUCGGCCAAAAAGUGCUCUGAAUUCGAAUUUUUUCGCUAAAAACAUUUUUUACAAAUAGUUGUAAACGACGAGCUUUACAAAUGCAAAAAAUUCGGAUUUGCCGAUUUCAUGACUCCAAUUGGUUUUGCAGAAAGCAAAUUUAGUAUUUUUGGCACUGUUUUUUUCUCUUAGCCGCGGCCAGAAAAACGGCGUUAAAACUUAUUGUCGAAAUAUACCGCAAAAACUCAUUCGGAAGAUUUUUUUCCUCAAUUUUUGGUUUUAUUCAAGUAAUUGUUGGUUUUUUUAAAAAUUAGAUAUGACCGAAAUUUAAAAAAGAAAUCAAAAAAAUUACGGUUUGAAUGAAAAAUUUAUAUUUAUUUUUCAAAGUCAGUUUGAAGUAUUAUAAUCCUUUUGAAAAAAAAAAGUUUUCACUGCUCUCAUUAAACAUUUGGAUUUGUUAAACUUCGAAUCCUUGGAUACAAAGAGAGUAUUUGCAAAAGUGUCGUUGAUAAAUUUUAUAAAUCACUGAGGGAUUUAUUUUGAUAAGAAAUAGAAAAUAUCAACGAAAUGAAGUUUUUUUCCUCGUUAUCAUGGGAUUUGAUAAGAUUCUCGUGCGUGAAGAGUGGGAAGAAAUAAUUCAAUAGACCGUUUCCUGAUUCGAGUUGUAGGAUUCAGGAUUUUUGCGGAAGAGGAGUAAAAAUAUUAUUUCUUAAAAAGAUGACGUUGAAAAGAGAUGGAAGGAAAUACAAAUAAUAAAUAUUUUUGAAGUUCAAAGCUGUUGAAAAAUUUAUGAGGUUGUUGUUGUUUGUUGUGAUUUUGCUGAGGCCUGAAUUUGAUGUCAUCUUGGACCAGUUCAAAUUGAGUUUUUAUUUGGAGUGUUCGAAUGGAAGGGUUUUUUUCCGCUAGAAGAAAUGGAGUUGAAAUUUUGAAAUUUAUUUAGUUUUUCCAGUUCCAAGUGGUGAUCAUUUAUGAAUUUCAAACAAUGGUAAUAAUUUAUUGGACAUUUUCGGCUUUUUUAAAGGCUCAGAAAGCGUCCCCAGCUGAGUAAUCAACUUCAGAAACAUUAUUUUCGCCGUCAAACAUCUCAAAAAGCUCUCAAGAGCCGAACGGACCGUAAAAACCAAAAACUAAACUUUAAAAAAAGCAAAAAAAAGUUCUUGACAAAGAACGGAAACCUCGUGGGUGCGUUUGUUCUCAAGUAAAAACGAAGGACAGACUGGUAAACAAAGAGUAGAAAAUAGCAAUGAGCCAAAAACCCCGUGAAAGAUCGAGCGGAAGGAAGGAAAAAAGCUUUGUAUUUUGAGAGGUUCUUAGGGUUGAAUUUCACCGGAGCGAAGAGCUAAAGAUGAAUUUUCGGAGAGUUCAGAGGCCAAACUCUGAGAAAAGAAAGCGGAGAAAGGUCUAAAUUUGAGCUUUUAGGGGGAAAACGUGAUGGAUAUUAGAAUUUUUGGACUUUUUGCUUCUUUAAUAAGUCAAAGGAGCUUGGAACAAAAGCUUAUGAAUCGCUGUAAGAAAGGAUAAAGAUUAAAAAAAGCUUUUUUCGUGGCUCUGCAAUAAUCCAUUCAUUCAAUCAUUUGAGUCAUUACACCGUUUAUCUCUCUCUGCAAAGUCAUCGUUUAAAGAACAAGCGGAAAGUUACACUGAAAAUACGUUUCGGAGGAGGAAUUUCUUUCACCUUUUUUUUAUCAUUGGAAUUUCGGGUUGAUGCCGUUUUUGUGAAGGUUAUCAUGCACUUUUUAUCACUUCACAAAUGGACGAAAAAUGAUGGGCGAUUUUUCCAAAUGAUGGAUUUAAUCGGUUAAAUAAAGUUAUUUUUAAGGAUUGAAUAAAAUUGAAAGAGAAAAUUUCCAAUCAGUUAAACUUUUCGAAAGCCAUAGCAAAGUGGCCAUUCAGCUUUUUUCGAGCUUUGAUUUUCAGCAAAUAAGAAAAAGCUGAAAAAAAUGACGUCAGUGAGCUCUGAGCGACCAAACUACGCUCUAUGUUUGUUUAAGCUACAAAAAGAGAAAAAUUAAAAAUUUUUCCCUGACUCAUCCAGUUUGGAAAAGCUACAAAUUAACGAUUUUUUGCUUUGAGCUUCUUUAUAAGCUUUUCAGAGUUUCUUGGACAAUUUAUUGAACUUGAAUCGACUCCAAGAUAUUCCUUGUAUGUGAAAAUUCAUUGAAACCCCACUUUCGGCUUUUUUUUGAGACCAUCAAUUUUUUUUUCACUUUUAAUCCGAGCAAAUGUUUGCCUUUGUGACGUUGUGAUGAUGGUGGAAAUGUGGCGGUCGGAUUUCCGUUUUUCUUGGGGGCUCUUGUUUCAUGCUUUAAUUUUUUUUUGUUCUUUUUGAACUCUUUUUUGUUUGUUUGACGUAGACGCGUUGAAAAUUGAGAAUGUGGAAAUUGGGGGACCUUUUUUUGGUGUUGAAGUUUGUUUGGAAGAAUGUAGCUUUAUCGAUAGGAGAGCUGAGUACCGUAAGCUCAUGAGUUUUCCUAGAAAUUACUUGAAAACUAAUUAGGAGCUAUCGUAUGAUGAUUAUGAAGGAAAUUAAUUGAAAAACUGACAAAAAUAUAAGUGAAAAAGAGCUUUUUUUCCUAAUUUUUCAUUUCCUAAUUGGUAAUUUCUUUGUUUUUUUAAUAACACUUUUCUAUGGUUACAGUAGGCCUAUCAUUUUGUUAGAAUUCGCCUCGAAACUCAUUAAGAGUUACCGCAUAAUGAAAACUUGUCAGCCCAAAUAACAUGUUAUGUGUCUGGUUAAGAAGAAAAAAAGGUGAUAAUUCAGGUGUUAUUAUUCGCUUUUCAUGACUGAUUUUAUGGAAUUGUUUGUCACCUGCCUUCUUCUUUUUUUAUCUCCUUAUGGUCAUAGUUGAAAACAUGCAAUUAUUCAUUUAUAUGACUGAACAGGGAUCAAAAACUGAGAAUUGUCAUCAAAAAUAGGGUUUCCGAACGGAUAUGUUUUUUUUCGCUUCUCUUUUGGGGAGGAUGCUGACAAAUUGUUGUUUUUGGGAGAGAGAGAGAGGAGGAGAGAGAGAAACGCGUGCUGGGGCGUACCACUUUUAAGCUUCUCGUUUUUUUUUUCUGGAUGAAGAAAACAAAAAGAUGUCCUGAUCAAAAGAUCGGAGAUUUAAGCAAAAGUUUAAAAGAAUGGUGGCACGAGAUUUUCGAAAAUUGGUUUUUUUUUUCGAAACUUAGUUUGGUCCGAAGAAUCUAUCAGGAAAAGAGGUUCAAAUUUGAAAAUAAAAGAGAAAAAAGGCUGGAUGUUUUUCUGAUUUUUUCUAGUUGACUGGAGUACUCCAAAAUUUUUAGCAACCAGAAGUAUCAUUCAUUUUUUUCAGCCUAAUUGAGGAACUGAUAAGAUUAUCUACUGAACGCCUUAAAAUUGCUACUCUGAAUUUUUUUUAACGAAAAAUUAAAAAGUUUAAAUGUUUGAAUAUUUGAAUAUUUAUUUCACUCUGAUACAUAAAACAACAUGAACUACAAAUAAAAAUACAUAGUUUGAGCAAGAAUUAUAUUAGAGUGAAAUUAGGACCGGUUUUAAUACGCCCUCACGAGCGAAUUUACCGGUAUAGAGAAUAGGACACGUAGUAGUUGCCAUUUUUUUAAUAGUUUGAUGGCCUAGGCCAAAUAUUGUUCUUCGUUUUGUAUUCUUUAACGUUGAUCUUAAGGUUUCCGCAACGAGAAAGGUUUCCUGAAUGAUUGGAACGUUCAAAAACAGAUAAGGAUUACGGUAGCCUUAUUUUAACAUUUUCGCUUGAGUUUGACGUCUUCCUAGUAUGGUUUCUGUUUUUGAAGCGACUUUUUUCCAGGUUUUUACGGUAGUCUGGUUUUAGGGCUUCCAAUUUUAGUCUUUCUCAAUUUAAAAAAACGACUUCUUAAAACUGGAAUACAUUGAAAAUAAUUAUUCAGUUGAAAAUUUCUCAAAAUAUCUCUAUUUUGGUCGUCUUAACUGAGACCAUUACGUCGCUAAUCCGAAAAAAGUCUGAAGUGAUUCGAUUUGUCGUUGAUUUAGGAACUUUCCCGGAAAUCGAAAAAAUAAAUGCAUUUUUGGUAGGCUGGUUGUCAAUAUUAAGAUUAUCAAGCAGAAUUUGGGAUUUCUCUUUUCCUGGCCUAGGUUAUAGAAUAAUUAGGUUUUCAAAUAGGUAAGAAUUGAGUUUUAUGAAGCAAUGAUUGAAAAAAAAGUUGAGAAAACGUAUUUUGUUUUUGUAGGCUUUUUGGAGGCACGUAAAUUGCCCUGUUUUCGUGGACUUUUUUCUGAAAACAGAAAGGGCACGGAAUUUUCCUUUAACUUCUAGGAAAAGCUGCUAUUUUCAAAGGGAGAAGCGGCAGAAUCAGCGAACGAUUUUCCUUUCUUUUGCAAUGAGAUGGAAAUUUGAUUUGUCAGCGUUAAGUAUUAUCAGUCACGCAGAUUUUCUGCAAAAGUUUUAUCGAAUUAAAUUUCGGAGAGGCCAUGAGAAAAAGGAAACCGGCCGGAAUACAAAAUACAGUGGAAAACCGCUUGAUUUUGAGUUGAAGUGAAGUCUUUCUAUUUUUUUUUUGUUCCAAGGUUGGUGGGUGGUUAGGUUGGUCGGAGAUGAGGGUUCACAAGGAGGAAAUUAUGUCUUUGGAGAGGCUAAGGGACAUUUUGGAUAAAGUUUAUGAAAAAAUAUAAAAUUUGAGUUUUUUUUCAAUCUGAUGGAACGGGCUACAUUGCAAGUGUCGCACAGUUUGCCAGAAAACAGGAUUUUGAGAUUAAAUCUGAGAGGUUUUUAGAAAACAGCUAAUAAAAUUGAGGAAUUUGUGAGUUAAUUUUAUUUUUGAUUUAAAUAAAAAAAAUUCUACAAAUCUAUCGUCAAUUACAAACGUAUUUCCUUCUUUCUUUGAAAAAUUCUUCUGCAGCCUUGUCUCUUGGAAUAAUUUAUUACCUAAGCAGCCGCGAAAAAAUGUUUCCAAUGUGUGUGUGACGGUCACGGGUAAAGCGCGGCAAAAUCUCGUUAUCUCGGUCUGGUUUGAAGAAGGAAAAAUGGAAAGAAGAAGAAGGAGAACACUGGCGAGUGUUUAUUUUCCAUCUUUUUUCGAUAAGAUUAUUUAGGGAUCAGAUUAGAACUCUUUAAAAAAAAAGGGGGCAGGAUUGUCAAGAAAAGAAACUUGUGAUAAUUGAAAAGAUCAGGGAACUAUCUAAGACUUUUUGGCAGUUCGACAUUGUAGGAAGUGGGUGGGAUAUUUCCUCAGAGCUACAAGAAAGCUUUUUGGAAGAAAGUGUAGCUCGAAGGAAAAUUCCAGUUCGGAAAAAUGCGGUAUGAGACGUAAAAAUCGUCAUUUUCAACUUCCAGGACCUGACAUGGUCGGACCAGCUGACGGACCUGACCUCGGCGAGCCGGCCCCUAUCCAUCCUGUACGACAUGCUGGUGCGACCUGGAGUCGACACCGGCGAUCCACGACCCAGCAGCCUUCAGUGGGAGAUGAACCUGGCUCAUGAGAUCCCACACAUGGUCAUUGGAGAGACCUCGAUUGGCGGCAGCUGGAACAACUACGAUCCGGAGGUUAAUCGGCAGCUUUUCUUCCGAAUCCGUGUUCAUCUGAUUAACUAGAAACUCGAUAGCAUCAAUUUUGAUGAGUAUAUUGGCUGGGCAAUGUUGAAAAAAGUAUUCUCACACAGAAAUUUUGGAUCUUUCUCUUUUUUGAGCUCCACAUUCAACUUUGAAAUUGAGUCCUAAAGAUCAAAUUCCUAUGUCUAUUUUGGGACUUGUGACCUGGGAAAUCGAAUUAAGAGGAGAUUACUGUACGAAGUUGACAAAGUUUCGUGCGAGGAAACGAACCCGUGGUCUUUUGAACUCAAAAAUAACCAACUGAAUCAUGAUCAUUGGGCUGAGAAAAGAAAUAUUUAUUGUAGGAUGAUUUUGAGAUCAGAGUUUAUAAAAGCCCCUUGAACUGUAAUUCUUUGAUUUUUAAAGACAGUUUCAAAAGUUUAUUGCCUUCUUGAAGCAUCAAAGAUACUUUUACAGUACUCUCCGCGUUUCUCAAACAACAUUUAUUUUCCCACCUGAUCUUCAAUCUUUUCCUCUCUGAAAAUGCCAAGUUAAACAAUUUGACCGCCUCCUUAGACCGCUUUGAAGUAUUUGCACAAACCACGGAAAAAAGAAAAAAAAACACAUUAAAAGCUUCUUUGAACGAGUUUCCUGAGUCAGAGAUCACAAAAUGCACAAGUUUACUACAUUUGAAGAAAUAAAGUCCUAAAAGACAUUAUAAAAAGUUUUGCAAUACCUUCCUAUUAGGCUGAUUUUUAAUAUUUUCAAAAGUUUUAAGUACGUUUCUCUCAUAAUUGUUCUUUACGUUGAAAAUUUUUCGGCUUGAGCUUGAUUUUCAAUUUGAUCUUCAUGAUAGCAUGUUGGAAAGCUUGACUCAUUAUUUGCAAAAAGAAAAAAAAAGAGGAACCUUUUUUGCACCCGUUCUAGCAUCAAAAAUCACAAGACCCACAUACACAAAAAGCGUGUGCCCAAUCGUUUCGAAACUGCCUGUUUUGUCAUCAUUUUGCGUGUAGGAAACUUUUUAAUGUCGUGUGAGAAGAAAAAAAUCGCGUGGGAAUCAUGAUAAAAGGGAAUUAUCAUCACUUUAUGCUUGCUAAUUAUGAUGAAGAUCAGUGAUAAUUGUUGGAUUUACCUGAAAAGAGAUGAUGUAAAAAAUAAUCGGGGCUUCAUUUUUCCUGAAGGGUUUACCUUUAUUGAAGAAAAAAAAAUCACAAAAUAAGAGAUUGUAGAUAAGAAUGUAUCAAAAAGAAAAGGUGAUUGAGAAUCUUUAAAGUUUUGAGAAUUUUAGAUGCUGGCCGUAUCUUUUGCUCAAAGCCUCGACCUGCCCGGAUAUUCGACGACUGAAUGGCUUGGCGGAACUCCAUUGGUCCCAAGGUGAAUAAAGAAAAACAAGGACAUAAUAAAUUUAAGAAUAGAACUUUUUCAAGAAAAAUGAAGAAAAAAAUUAAAUUCAAAUUCAAAUUUUUAUCUCUAAGCGGUUUUAAAAUGAAUUUCGACUUUAGGCUACCCUCUUGUGCCAUCGCAUCCUACAUGGCCAGCUACGCGGAACAACUUGGGAUCCAAAGAAAUUUCCAUUGCAAUAUGAAAAUUACAUCAGUUAAGGUGAGAAAGAAACAAUUAAAAGCGCUAAGGGGUUUUUUCCAGAAAGUCGAUGAUGUAUGGGUGACUGAAGGCCGGUCAACCCUCGAUAAUCGGCCUUUCACAAUUUGCAGCCGCUAUGUUGUGCUAGCGUGUGGAAAAACUGCUCCCAGGAAGCUUGGGGUUCGUUUUUUUUUCUUUCAAAACGGUCAUAUUUAAAAGUAAAUUGAGCCCACUGCGUCCGACUCAAAACUACUUGCGCAGUACAUCGGAUAGUAUUAGAGAAAAUUUCAUAUCUUAUAGCGACGCUUAAGUCAUUUCAUGAGCGCAUAGAAAAAAGUCAAAAAGUGAAUAUUUAUAAUUUCCAAUCGCUUUCCAGCUCGUUGGCGAGGAAACGUGCAAGAACAUCGUCUACGACACGAAGACGUUCAAAGACCGUCUGGCUAGCGACACCAACCUCGGCAAGGAGUACACGAUCCCGUGAGUCUCUCGAAAACUCUGAAGGAGGUCAUCAACAAAUUCUUCCAGAGCAAUUUCCUCUUCUUCCAAGGCGGUUGUGGUGCUGGGAGAUGGGAUAUCUUCGGCCGACGUUGUCCGGCAUUGUCUGGAAAGGGAGAUUCCAGUGAUCCAUGUGAUGCGUCGAACGGAUCGGCAGUUGAGAAGUGAGUCGCGGAAACUGAAAAAAGAGUUCCAGGUCUUUUGGACGAUCAUUCAAAAUCAAAAUCUUUCCAGACACCAUGAUCUCUCGGCUGUCCCCAACGUACUACGGAGAGUACAACAAGGUCCACCAGAUGAUGAUCGGUCGGCAGGUUGACCCUCUCUACACUCGGAUGACGUCCGCUGAGGUCGUCGACGUCAACGAGAAGACUGUCCUCAUCUCCUCGACGAAGGGGAAGAUUGACGUGAGUUAAGGAGGAAGGCCAAGGCUUUGAAGUAGGGGAAUUGAGCGCUCUAUGAAAUGAAAAAAAUCUCCGAAAAAGCCUAAAUGAUUCAAGUUUCCCGAUUUCAGAUCCCCUACUCGCUGCUUGCCGUCUGCUUCGGCCGCCAGUCGGAUUUCGACACGGUCCUGCAGGGAAAAUACUCCUUCCUACAGUACCACAGCGAAGAGGAUCCGACCCUGUUUGCCGCCGGUUCUUUCGCCGGCGAUCACUUCGUCCGUUACCUCGUCGGCGGAUGUCUUCACGUCGCCAAGGAGAUCAAGGCCAAGCACAGAGCCCAGCAGCUGAACAACAACAACAACGAGGCGUCCACCCUCCGGAGGAAGAAUCGGUGUUGCUGCACGAGGAUGAUGAUCCUCCGGGGCAUCGCUUUCGGAUAA